CAGAAAAGCCAUCAGCCAAAAAAGUUGUCCGAACGAAAAUGACUGCCUUCAUGUCGUGUCCGAUAUUUUUCGCGUAAAACGGUUGAAUUCGGCACGAUAUCCGGUCUGUAGUGAUACAUCCGGUGUCCACAGCUGACGUCUCGUGAAGUGCAAGUGUUGUGGGGGCCAGCAUUUCCGGUUUGGUGUAGUUUUGGGAGUGCCAGAAAAGGAAUCUGUGUCACCGUAAUCUUGUUCGGAAGGGGUCGAUGGACGGUGCAGAGGUGAAGAUGCAGGAAGGGGCCAAAGUGUUGGAACCUGAGCUUCGACCGGAUCAACCCGAUGGGCCGUAUUGUCGGUUGUGCUUCAACGAAGCCGAGGAUCUGAGUCCGCUGUUUCCUCCGGCCAGCAUUCCAAAAAAGGAACUGCUGCAUAAGAUAUUCGAUUGCACUACAGUAACGUUGAGUUUUCGAGAUGAUCACAAUGCACAAAUCUGCACCGGUUGCGUCGUAAAUAUAGAAGCUUUCUUCAAGUACAAAAUAAAAUGCGUCGAAAAUGACAAAACAUUGCGAAAGCGACGAAGUCAUUUCUUCUCCGGACUGGGGCUUAGCUCCGAUCCCGUUGAUAAAUCAUCAGCAGAGAGUAACGAUGAAAGGAAGACCUCAGAUGUUAAGGCCGAUGAAUCCUCCAACUAUGGAAUUAAAGAAGAACAGAUGAAUGACGACGACGAGGAUGAUGAUGAUUAUUUCAACCCAGAUCAGUUUCUGGCCCAAGAAACUCAAAUUGGAGACAAGCAGCUAGAUCAGGCCACCAUCAAUGGGAAUGGAGGCUUCGAGCGAGGAUUUAAAACGACGGAAUUUUCGUCCCAUCCGGGAAACCCGGGACUGAAACCGUUAAAAAUAACCGACUACUCGAACAUGACCGGCCAUCCAGGCCGGCCCCAGAAAUUCAUUACCACUGUUCCAACGGAACGCCUUAUGGCUCCACGACCGAGCCAGUAUCCCAAUUCAUUCCACGGUACAUCCUCGUUGCCGCAACGCGAACAGCGUGGUUUCGAAGGUGCCUUCCGAGAUCAUCUGCACACGAGCAACGGGAACAACCGGGGAGCUCAGCACGGUUCGCCCCUCAGUGCUAUUGGCAAUCGGUUCGAGCCCUAUUCGUCUAGCUACGUCGACCAAACGCGAAAAGUGCAGAAAUUCCUUGAUGAUGGGCUACGCGAUUUGAUCCUACAGGCCGGCAAACCCAAUGUAAACUUUGCUAUGGACGGUAGCUACACAAACUUCAAGGUGGUCAAGGCUCGUUGCAACUCGUACAAUUUGAUUUUCGAAUCCAACCGCUUCCUUCGGCGUAACAAAUCGUGCAGUGGUUUGCCGAAGUGGUACUGGGCCUGCAGCAACAAUAGCUGUUUGGUCAAGAUUUGCAGCUACCGGGGCCGGUUGUACAAAACCAAUGACAAGAUCAACCACAACCACCCACCGACCGAGCUGGACGAUUCCAAGUUGGACAUCGUGCUGCCGCAUCAUAUCGAUGAGAUCAUGCAGCAGCAGCACCCGACGCCACCAUCGACGCCGAACGAUGCCCUACAAGCGCAAGCUUUGCAGUUGCAACAGCGUCAACAUCAACAGUAUCUCUUACGCCAGCAACAGUUCCAGCGAAUGCAACAGAUGCAACAACAACAGCGUCAGCAGCAACAGCAGAAGAUUCCUGCCAUGAAGCAGCCGAAGAUUGAGAAGGAAUAUUCGGAAGACAAACCCGGUUCGUACGAGAUUGUGAAAGAUGAAGAGGGCGGUGAGUGCUUGAUGUACAAGGAUCAUAAGCACAAGCCGAGUGAAUCGAAAGAGGAAGGCGUGAAGAUAUGGAAAUGUACUCACACGAAUGAAGAUGAUGAGUUGUGCACAGACACGCUUCGUCAGUUUGCUGAUGGAAAAAUCAAAAUCGAGAGAAUCGUUGUUAGAGAACCGUCGGAUGAUGAAGAUGAAAACACUAACAGCAAUGACGGUGAAUUGAAGGAAAUGGAUUCGGGAAGGGGCAGAAGUCGAGCUCCGCGGAUUGCCGUAUGGGAAGGAUAUCAUUACAAAUACUGCCACGCAAGGCCAGAGGGCACAUUUUAUUGGCGGUGCGUUCUCAAACAGGACAACAACUGUCUGGCUUCGUUGCAUACUAAGGCAAGUUUCGAAUUCAUCAAUCUGAAUGAUCAAACUCAUAAUCAUGAUCCGCCAGAACCUUCUACGCAGCUGGAGAAUGCAAUCAUGUGUAUGAUCACUCCAGCAAAGAAACCCGUGAAUGCUCCACCCAGCGGAUCAACAGACUUCCAACUAGUUAAGAGUGGUCAGAAAAGAGAAUUUUUGCUUUACCAAGGCUAUCGGUAUUACUUCCAGUAUGAAUCGAAAAGUGGUAAGCGCUCGUACCGAUGUACGUCUUUCCGAAACUGCCCGGCCGGAGCUUUUCUCAUGCCAGACAAUACAAUCCAAGAGGCUAAAAACUUUGUCCAUACACACCCUCCUACGGAUGAUCUCGAAAAGUAUGUAACGAAGGACAGUCUUAUAACCAGUCCUAUCAAGGACAAUGAUGGCAACCCGAGUCGACAGCAGACGUCAGUGGCUGACAGUGGUCGAUUCCCGAGGGUCAAUGAACAGCCACCGCCCAACCCUGUUCGCAGCGAAGAAGUGGCACGGGCAAACGGUUACAAAAUUAUUUUGAAUUACAAAAAUAAAGAGAUCCUGAUAUAUAACGGAUGGCGAUACUUUGUUGAUUACAAGAAGAAAAACGGCGGCCAAGUGUGGCGUUGUUCGUCGCAUCGUUUGUGUCGAGGAGCGGUUCAUCUUUUCCCGGAUGGUUCUAUCAACUACGUCAAGCUGAUUGACCAUAAUCAUCAGCCACCAAGGCGUAACGUUUACAGCACUCCAUUGCCACUGGAUUCCAGUACCGAUGGCGAAAAUAGUUUAAACAGAAGCUAUCCUGGUGGAAUGUUGCAAUCAUCAUUGGACCUAUCAAUCAACGCAUACGCUCCUCCGGCUCAUCGGUUCAUUCUUCAUCAAGGUCAUCGAUUCCGCUUUGCUACCCGUAAACGAGAAGGAACCAUAUAUUGGCGCUGCGCCAUGAGGCUAGAAACUAAAUGUCCGGUUUCUUUCCACACCAAGGAGGACACUUACGAGCUGGUCAGUAUGCGAAACCAUGACCAUAAUCAUGAAAUACCGGAAGUGUGGCCAGAAAUAGCCGGCGGUCAAAUAGACGAAGAACUGCCGACGGUGAAAAAACCGCAGGAAGAAAUCGGCACGUCCGACUACAUUUUGACUAAAAACUCCAAGGGACGUGACGUUGUGCUCUAUCAGAAUGGUCGCUAUUAUUUGGAUUACUCGAGAAAGGAUGGAAAAGUUGUAUUCCGAUGUUCGACGGUUGCCGGUUGUCGGGCCACGGUAUUUCUGCUGCCGAAUAAAACUCUUUUCGUCCCUCGAGAACUGGUUCACACACAUGGAAUGACCCCGAUAAUGAAGAAUAGCAUAGCAGCAGCCAACCAGUUGGCGAUGUUGGAAAGAAACGCUGGCGCCAAUAUUGACGAUUCGGAAGGUAAUAAGUCGGAAGACGAAGUUCAGCUGAUUGCCGAUCCGGAUCCACUGGAUAUCGAUGCGGAUGAUUCAAUGGAUCAGGACAGUUCCAGAUCUUCCCAAUUACCCCCAUUUAUCGUCUACCAUGGCUAUCAUUACAAGUUCUUCUCCCAAAAUGAACAUGAUAAAACAGCACUCUGGCGUUGCUCUAAUUUUGAAGCAAAACUAAACUGCCCAGCGACUAUUUACACAACGCUCACGGGUCAAGUAAUACGUACUAAUAAUCUAAUGCAUAACCACAAAGCGGAAGCUUAUAACAACGCCGCUGAAAGUAACAGCUUGGCCAGAAGAAAGACUUUGAUCGGAACUCGAGAUUAUAAGAUUGUUAAGAACUGGAAAGGUCGGGACGUUUUAAUUUUCCAGCAAUGUCGGUACUUCCUUCAUUACGUGCGUAAAGACGGUCGCAAGGUUUGGCGCUGUUCGGCCAUCCGGAGUUGUCAUGCCGCUGUCUAUUUGGGUGCCGACGGCCGGGUGGAUUUGGUGAAAGGAGAACAUGUGCACGACAUCCGCGAAGAAGGCGAACCACGGCGCCGCAGACAUAGACGAACAAGGCUGGAAAUAAUGCAAGCUCGGGGUAUCGCCAUGAUGCCAAGCGGCAAUGGAAGCGGUCACCCGCAAGGAAACGGUAGCGAAUGGAUCGAUUAUAGCGACUACAGUAUGGCUGGCAUGCCCGGUAUGAGCAAUAAUAGUGGCGCCGAUAACAACUCCUUAUGGGAUCACUUCAACCCUCAUCAAAUGACGGAUGCACCGACCGGAGGAGAUUUUAGCUAUCAUUCGGUGUUCGGGGGGCAAUCCAAUUUUGCUGACAACUUCGGAAUGAUGAACAGUUCAGCAGCAGUCGAUGAAGACGACGAUGCUGAGGAAUUGCCGCUCGAGCCGGAUGUUAGCUUUCAAGAGGCAGAUAACUUCGACAACCUGGAAGAUGUUCAACAUCUGGAACCGGUCGUGGAACUAGGAGAUGAUUAAAACUUUUAUUUUUCUAUUUUAACCAUUUAUUUUCAAAGCAGAAAUAUUUAAUCAAUUUUUAGCGAAAGAAAACUUAGUUUAAGCGUGUCGCCCCACGAAUCUACCUGAAAUUAGGAAGAAUGUUUAUUUUGGCGAACCAUUUUUGCAAAGUGAAACAAUUGUUACAAAGAGCUAAUUUUCUUCGAACAAAAAAUAAACCAAAAGUAUUUUUUCGGAAAGAUAUCAUUGUGAGACAGUUCAUAAACCGUACGCUAAAUGCAAACAUAGAAAUAUAGAAUGAUUAUUUUUUCCUGAACCCUUCCAUUAAAAAGCAAACAUGAUGAACAAACUGAGAACAACAAGACGUUUCUGAACAAAACGAAUGCAAGAGAUCGAUCAACAGAAUGAGAUGAUUAAUUUAAAAGAACAAAAGAAUAUACUAUUCCUAUAUAUUAGUUCGUAAUACAAGUUGCAACAUCAAAAUAUUAUUUUACUCAGAUCACAUCAAAUAUGAUUCACAUUCACACAAAUACUAAUAGCGAGCGAAGGUGGGAAUCCAUCAAUGCAGCGCACAUCAGUAACCGCAAUCAAAUAAUGCAAACACCACCCAUAGAAAAGCAACAUAAAAAUACAUCGUUCAUAGAGACCUACCCCACCCCAACAUCCCCUGUCUGUUCACCUUUGUUCAAGUACUACAUUAUUCAUAUGAUGCAAAAAUAUAUUAAUAAAAUAUACGGUAUUUAUUAUUAGCUAGA
Uranotaenia lowii is the source of this 5281-nucleotide messenger RNA. RefSeq lists its product as uncharacterized. The coding region runs from base 246 to 4547 and encodes 1433 amino acids. The transcript is spliced from 4 exons. NCBI's taxonomy places the organism in Eukaryota, Metazoa, Arthropoda, Insecta, Diptera, Culicidae. Gene Ontology annotation, cellular component: nucleus. The record is from RefSeq and is a predicted model, not a curated record. Gene Ontology annotation, molecular function: zinc ion binding.